AUGACCGUCACCACUCCCGAACGCGUUUUCCAGCUCACAGGCUCCUGCAACAACUACCCUUGGGGCAAAAAGGGAAAGGAGUCUCUCGCCGCUCAACUAUGCGUAAAGACGGACAAAAGCUUCCAGAUCAAAGAUGACGAGUUCUACUCGGAAAUGUGGUUCGGCGAUUAUCCCGACUUUCCAGCAAAGAAGUUGGAGACUGGAGAGCCCCUGAAAGACAUCCUCGACAAGAACAAGGAGACACUACUGGGGAAGAAGGUUAUUGAGAAUCUCGACGGCCAGCUCCCGUUCUUGCCAAAGAUCCUUUCCAUUGCCAAAGCCCUUCCCCUCCAAAUUCACCCCAACAAGGAGCUCGCAACAAAGCUCCAUAAGAAGGACCCCGAGAACUUUACCGAUCCCAACCAUAAACCCGAGAUCGCCGUAGCUCUGUCCAAGUUCGAAGUCUUUGCUGGAUGGAAGCCACUCUCCGACAUUGUGCCUCUCUUCCAGCUUCCCUUCCUCAAGCAAUUCGUCCCUCCCGGAACCACCGACACCUGGACCGACGCCACCCUCCGUGAGAUUACCCGAAGUCUGCUCAAGGCCGAAGAGGGCUCCGUCGAGAGCAUUGCCCAGUCCCUCCUCAAGACC
Messenger RNA from Sordaria macrospora k-hell, 627 nucleotides. The record is from the annotation of a RefSeq genome assembly. NCBI's taxonomy places the organism in Eukaryota, Fungi, Ascomycota, Sordariomycetes, Sordariales, Sordariaceae.